Molecule: messenger RNA, 2614 nt
Organism: Cimex lectularius (bed bug)
Lineage: Eukaryota; Metazoa; Arthropoda; Insecta; Hemiptera; Cimicidae
Product: probable ribonuclease ZC3H12C
Exons: 7
Coding region: 103-1980 (625 amino acids)
Cellular component (GO): nucleus; cytoplasmic ribonucleoprotein granule
Molecular function (GO): RNA endonuclease activity; mRNA binding; metal ion binding
Source: RefSeq, a predicted model, not a curated record
CCAUACAAUAUGGCGUCGACGGUAGGAGUUGCCUGGGGGUCAGCAGUUCCUUGGUUAGCAUAAACAUGUAGUUGUGGAAAUGGAGGUGACCCUCCAAAAGACAUGGAAGAUAAAAAACAUCACAGGAUUCGAGUGGAAAAGGAUAAUGCAACGACCGUUAAGGGCAACAUAGAAAAGAUCAACGACUUGUUCUCUGUACGCCUGACCGAAACACCUGCUGAUGACGACGAACCCAGAGAUUAUGUUUAUUUCAAAUUGGAGAAAGAGGGCGAACAGCUGCUUGACAUUUCCGAUGUAAACAAAAUUAAGAAAUACAUCGAAUCAUUAUCAAGUAAUGGAAGAAUUGUCAAAGAAAAAGAAGCCGGUGGUGAAGAUUCCAGCUACGACUCGGAUUAUGAAGGGGACGAGGGUGCUGUGGGCACAGGCGGUCACCCGGACGUAUCACGUACCACCUCAGAUACCUUAGCGGCCGAAUUCGAUGAAUAUGUAUCGACAGACCAUGGCUAUACAGCAAAGUUAGAGUUCGCACUUAAACUCGGAUAUACAGAAAGCCAUGUGCAAGCUGCGCUGCAGAAAUUAGGGCCGAAUCCGGGUCAAAAUGAACUGCUUGCUGAGCUUAUUAAAAUUGGAGCUCAUGCACCGCCAUUGGGCUGUGAUGGAAGUUCAGAAUGGGACGAUGAAGAAAUUUCCAACCCUGAGUCUCACAUCCAGGAAGAUCUGAGCCUCAGGCCUGUCGUAAUUGAUGGCAGCAAUGUAGCAAUGAGUCACGGAAACAAAGAGGUAUUCUCUUGUCGAGGGAUUAAGUUAUGUGUCGACUGGUUUAAAGCACGAGGUCAUAAAGAAAUCACCGUCUUUGUACCAAAAUGGAGGAAAGAAGCUUCACGUCCAGACAACCCAAUAACUGAUCAAGAAGUUUUAUAUGAAUUGGAAAAAGAUAGACAGCUUGUGUUCACCCCUUCGAGAUUGGUCGGUGGGAAAAGAUUGAUUUGUUACGAUGACAGAUACAUUCUCAGGCUGGCUGCAGAGAACGGCGGCAUAGUCGUUUCAAACGACAAUUACCGGGACCUGGCCCAGGAAAGCCCCGAGUUCAGGAAAGUGAUCGAGGAACGCAUUCUCAUGUACUCUUUCGUCAACGACAGAUUUAUGCCGCCCGAUGAUCCUCUUGGCCGGGCGGGUCCUAAUUUGGACAAUUUUUUGCGAAUGAGGUCCACCGAACCGCCGCCUCCUUGUCCUUAUGCGAAGAAGUGCACUUACGGAAGCAAGUGUAAAUUCCAGCAUCCAGAAAGAGGAGCCCUUCCACAUAAAACGGUAACGGAAAGGCUAGUUGAGCAUGCCCAGCGACAGCUUCAAGCAAGAGGCAUUGAAGCAAGCCCAGGUAAACAAUUGAAAGGGAAGUCUCUCAGUUUACCACUUCAGUCCAGCGACACAGAGACUAAACAGAUUAGAAAGACACCGCUCUCCAGAACAAAAUCCAACAUUGUGCAAGGUAGUGCUGAAAAAGAACUGAUGGAGAAUUGUUAUCGAGUUGCUCCAUCGCAGCCGAACUACAUGCAAGGGCAGAACCUUCAUAAAAAGCUACAACGUCAAUUGACGUUAAACCCGACCUGCGAUCCACGACUGUAUGAUCUUAGAAGGGGAGUUACAAGGCACCUGAGCUGUGAUUCUUACAAUCAGCACAGCGGGCACAGCAGCGUGACUAGGAUUUCAUCAGCUCCUCCGCCUCAUCAGGGCAGCCCUCCGAUCGGCCUGCAAGCGUCCCUCUGUUCCACGAGCGAACCGCAAUUGCACGCCUGGGCAGUGCCUGUACUGACACCGUUAGCCCCUGUAACUACCGAAGAGGCAAGACGAAGACUCCAUUACCAUUUGGCAUCAAUUUUCCCCGAAGAACAAGUAAGAGCUGCGUUGAGUUUAUAUCCGAAUGAGACGAACCCGCAGAAAAUUUGUGCUGCCAUUUUGACCCUUUUCCCCUCAAAGCAAUGACAAUUUCUUUCACAGUUUAUUCAGUCUUUCAUAUUUAUUACUAUCGCAUAAACAUUUUGUAUUGACUCUUGUAAUUAAUUAUUGUUAAUUACAUUGUAGGAUUUUACAAUAUUAUAAAUAUUUCCAAACAUUCCAGUGUUAGAUACUUCUAAUUUCUGGACUCCAUAAAACAUUUUUAACUAACUUUUCCAAAGAUCCCUGGUAACAUUUAAAAUUUUAUACAAUCUAGGGAACAAUAUUUUACCAGUUUUUGUUUUUUUGGUUUUUUAAAAUCAGUUCCUCUGUACAUAACACAAUCAAAUAUCUGUUUUCAAAAUAUGUUCUAAUUAAUUUUUUUCUGUUCUGAACAAAUGUUUGGCUAUUUUGUUUUCUGUAAAAUUCUCCAGAUUUUGCAAAUUUUUUUAAACCGAUUAUUGUUUUUAAAUCUCUUUAAUGAAAAAGUAAGAAUGUCCUUUCUUAAUGUUAAAGAGCCAAACAUCUUCAUAUUGAAGAAUAUUGUGUUAAUAAAUGGAAAUUGUUAUAUUAAAAUCCUUCAUUUGUCCAAGGAUAACAUGUAUCAAAUUGUAUAUUUUUAAGUGUGGUUGUUAUAUUUUUAAAAUCUUUUUGUAUAGAUAAAAUCGUCCCAAAUAUAAAA